UAAACCUGUACAGUGUUUUUGCUGCUCCUGCAAUCCACUUUAUUUUAACAAGUGAGCUUAAGGACGGGGACAGUGAGGUAGAGGCGAGGAGCGAGGAGCUAGGAGCUAGGGGAGGAUUCAAGGAAACGGGAGAGGAGUUGAACGACCUGUCCCAGAAGAGAUUUAAGACUCUGAGCACCAUGUUCACGGAGGUGCUGGUUGCUGUGGUGAUUGGAGGAGUGAUCUUCUUCCUGGUUCAGAGGAGCAGAAAGCAGGUUCUGAAAACAGAGGAUGGCUGGUGGGGGGCCGGAGCACCCCCUGAAGGUGGGGAGGACGUCACCAUUAAGCCCUUCAAAAUCACCACCAGUGAUGAAGAGAUCGAGGACCUCUACAGGAGGAUAGACCAGACUCGGCCUGUUCCAUCACUGGAGGACAGCCAGUUUAACUACGGUUUCAACUCCCAGUACCUGCAGAGGGUGGUCUCUUACUGGAGAAAUGAAUUUGACUGGAACAGACAUGUUGAUAAACUUAACCAGUAUCCCCACUUCAAAACCAACAUCGAAGGCAUUGAUAUCCAUUACCUGCAUGUGAAGCCAAAGAAGGUGCCAGAGGGAACGACUGCUCUUCCUCUGAUAAUGGUUCACGGCUGGCCCGGCUCCUUCUAUGAGUUCUAUGGAAUGAUCCCUCUGCUGACAGAACCAACAGACCCCCAUGACCUUGUGUUUGAGGUGGUGUGUCCCUCCAUACCAGGCUAUGGGUUUUCAGAGGCAUCACAUAAGAAAGGUUUUGAUUCAGUUUGUGCAGCACGCAUCUUCCACAAGUUAAUGAAGCGUUUGGGCUUCCAACAGUUCUACGCUCAUGGAGGAGACUGGGGCUGGCUGGUCACCACCAACAUGGCUCAGCUGGAGCCCAACACAGUCAAAGGCUUGCAUGUGAACUUUGCCCCGCCAUCCAAACCAGGGUUGCCCGUGGCUUUAUCCGUCAUGCUCGGCCGUCGCUUCCCUAAGCUAUUUGGUUUCACCGACCUGGAUGUUCAGCGGCUCUUCCCCUGCGUGGAGAAACUGGUGGUGGAGUCCAUCAAAGAGUCUGGCUACAUGCACAUCCAGGCCACCAAGCCUGACACUGUGGGUCGAGGACUCAACGAUUCUCCAGUGGGUCUGGCUUCCUACAUACUGGAGAAGUUCUCCACAUGGACGAGCCGCGACUUCAGGAACCUGGAGGAUGGAGGACUCACCAGGAAGUUCUCUCUGGAUGAUCUGCUGACUAACGUGAUGAUCUAUUGGACGUCUGGCUGCAUCAUCUCCUCCAUGAGGUUCUACAAAGAAAACUUCAGCCAAGGCCUCGACCAGCCUCACUCAAAGAUACCUGUGUACGUCCCCACUGGCUUUGCCUGCUUCCCCAAUGAGCUGAUGCACACUCCAAAACUCUGGGUCAAACAGAAGUAUAGGAAACUCGUGACCUUCACGCACAUGGCCCGCGGUGGCCAUUUUGCCGCCAUGGAGGAGCCCCAGCUGAUGGCCGAGGACAUCCAGAACUUCAUAAAGACAGUGGAGAAGGAGAAGAAGAAAUAAUGACUGGAAACUAUUAAGCAGAUGGAAAGAAGUAGGUUUCAGUGGAGAGCAAGAAGUAGACAAGAGAGAGUUGUGAUUCUUUAAAAGUGAGGUAAGCGAUACGUUUCUCUCUGUGUUGGAUUCAAUGAUCAAGUAUAGCUCUGUUUUGAUUAUUCCUAGUCAUACUUAAUCAAUAUUAAGAUGUUAAGUGUAUAAGCAGAAUAAAACAUAACUCGGCCAGUGAGAGCGAAAGCAUUAUUCAUGAUUUAUCAUGUUGGCCACAAACGUUCAAAGCCUCUAGUAUGGAUUGAACGGGUAUUGAAGUUGUGGUACUGUGCUGUGGGAUUUAAUUUGGAGCCAUAUCACCUGUCCUAAAAUUCAAAGCUUUGUGUUGAAUAAAGUCAGGAAAGUUCACUCUCUCUCUCCUGUUGAUCUGCACAAGAUUUUGGUCGUACCUGAAUAUUCCUUCAGCCUUGCAGUCGAACAUUUCCUGAACAGCAGCAGAUGGGAGGGAGGGGGGCGUGUUGUUCUGACAGCUGAGACAAGGGACCAGGCAUUUCUCUGACUCAAACUACAAACAUGGCUGCCACACGUUUGCUCUAAACCUUUUUAAAGGUCACAUGUUAUACAAAAUACACUUCACCAUGUUGUUCUAACACUAACAUGUGUCUCUAGUCUGUCUACAAACCCCCCAUGAGAAAUGAUGAGAAAAGUUCAUCCUCUCCGUCUUUUGCCUGCUCCACUUUUUCAGAAAAUGUGUUCUCAAACAGGCCGUUUGGAGAUUUUCCCUUCAUGACAUCACAAAGGGCAGUAACCCCUCCCCCAGGUGGGUGACACUCCUACAGCUAGGUGUUUGUUCUGCCCUCUGAGUCUGCCUUCUCAUCGUAAACAAUAGAACAUGGAGCGAGAAAGCCAGAGACACCCAAGCCCUUCCAGAGAGGGGGCGUGGUCAAACACAGCUCAUUUACAUAUUUAAAGGUACAGACACAGAAACAGCCUGUUCUGAGCAGGGCUGAAAUAGAGGGGUUUAUAGGCAUGAUCAAAUACAGGAUCAGAGUGGAUUUAGAACAAGAAACUUCACACACAUGUUUUGAGGAGCUCUGAGACUUAUUUAAACUGGUUGAAGAGGAGGAGAAUAUGUGACCUUUAAUUAUUUUUUCUUUUCAGAAUAUUUUUAACUCAUUUUAAAGUCACGGUCACAUGUAUUCUGUUACCACAGACAGUAAGAGGGGGGUUUAAAAAGUGCCUUACACCCACAUGCACAGCAGGGCGUGACUGAAAUGUUUUAAACCUGUAGGUGAUGUCCCGAUCGCUAUGACUAGUGUGUGUUAACAAACAGUUGAAUACAAGCUGCUGCUUGGAUCACGGUGGCCUUUGAUUGAUCUGCCCAUGUUUGUAACAUGCAGAGUUACGUGUAUGUAAUCAGUUCACUUUGAUUUGCUACAAAGAGUAGGAGCACUGCUUGUAAGUACAUAUUGAUUCAAAAUUUUUAUUUUUGGGCCUUUUAUGCCUUUAUUUAUAAAUAGGACAGGCUACAGGUGCCCCGGAUACAUAUUCAUUUGAUAUGUAGUGAUCAUGAAGGCAGAGUUGAAUCAUUAUCAGUGCUGCUCAUGCUGAAGAAGUGUAAUACAAUCUGUAAUGCUGUUUGACAUGUUGUUUUCAUAUGAUGAUUAUAUGUUGUGAUAAAACGAGCAGUCGACGACAUUUCAUUUCACACAAGUGACUAAAUUGAAUUUGUUCUUGUUAUGCUUAGAUGACCAGAAGGAUGUGUUCUUGCUCAGACUUUGACAUGUUUGUUCUGUUGUGGACCAAAUAAAAUGUACACUGAGUACUGUUCUGUUUUAA
This is a messenger RNA of Labrus mixtus (cuckoo wrasse), 3374 nucleotides long. RefSeq names its product epoxide hydrolase 1, microsomal (xenobiotic) (gene ephx1). Lineage: Eukaryota; Metazoa; Chordata; Actinopteri; Labriformes; Labridae. Bases 180 to 1550 code for a protein of 456 amino acids. The transcript is spliced from 10 exons. The record is from RefSeq and is a predicted model, not a curated record. Gene Ontology annotation, molecular function: epoxide hydrolase activity. Gene Ontology annotation, biological process: epoxide metabolic process.